AAUAAUAUUAUAAUUUCUAGGUAACAUCGCAUAACAAACAGUUUAGCGAGCAAUUUAGUUUGACAGCAGUGUAAUAGAGAAGACAUUUUUAAAAUCCAUUCGCCCAAAGCAAUUUUUUAAAAAGCGUACAUAUUAUCUUUCAAAACUCUUCAAAAUAAAAUUAUAUAAAAUGGCAAAGAAAGUUGGAGACUCAGCCGAACUCAACUACGACAUGAACUAUAAUUUGUUUCUUUUGAAGACUUCUAUGCAAAACUUGAAAACAGCACAGGAAAAACACAGUGUGAACCGUUGGGUGCACAAACUGUUGGCGAGCAAUAAGACGGUCGCCGAGAUGAAGCUCCGUAACGAUUUCAUGUUCCACCUGGUAACGGCCGUCCAGGAGGGCGAGAUCAAGGCACCUUUCAACCAGUAUCCGCCGUCGUUGCCGCUCAGCAGUCUGACGUACCUGCUAACCGGCAGCGCACCCAGUGCUAGUGGCAAGGACGGAAAAAAAGGCGCUGGCGCUUGGGAGUGUGACCUGUCCAGCGAAGACACGGAAAAACCCAUGCUGUACAGACAAUCGCCCGACGGCGGAGCCUUUUUGGCCGCACAACCUGUACCGAAGUGUGGAGCGUUCUGUUACUUGGCCGUUGUCAGCAAGCCACCGGCAAAGGACGGCGACAAGCCCAAGUUGUAAUAGCAACACGCGGGACGCACCUACCACCGUGUAUGGUACACAUAUAUAUAUUAUAUAUAAUAUAUUGUACCUAAAAUAAAUAAUAUGAUUUGUUAAAUCA
Messenger RNA from Acyrthosiphon pisum (pea aphid), 776 nucleotides. RefSeq lists its product as uncharacterized. The record is from RefSeq and is a predicted model, not a curated record. Lineage: Eukaryota; Metazoa; Arthropoda; Insecta; Hemiptera; Aphididae. Bases 170 to 676 code for a protein of 168 amino acids. The transcript is spliced from 2 exons.